This is a messenger RNA of Eutrema salsugineum, 1173 nucleotides long. Its product is annotated as F-box protein At2g17690. The transcript has a single exon. The coding region runs from base 1 to 1173 and encodes 390 amino acids. The record is from RefSeq and is a predicted model, not a curated record. Lineage: Eukaryota; Viridiplantae; Streptophyta; Magnoliopsida; Brassicales; Brassicaceae.
AUGAUUGAUUGGUCUAUGUUACCGAAGGAGCUACUCUUGAUGAUUGCCAUCCGUUUGUAUUCUGUCCUCGAGCUCCUCCACUUCCGUAGCACCUGUACAUCUUGGCGCUCCUCCAUUUCUGUUGCUGAUGACAAUCCUUUCCCAAGCCGCCCUCUCAUCCACCUCAACCCCCUCAUCGCAACUGUGGUUAUUAAACCACCUAGAAAGAAACAACUCUACGGCCUCAACUACAGGGAGUUUCUAUCACACACCUCCUUUUUCCGAGUCUCCUCCUCAAACCAGGGGUGGCUGAUCAAAUGCGACACAGCGGGGCUCACUUAUGGGACAUUUCGUUGUCUUCUCAACCCUCUUUCGCGCCUCCCCUUGCAUCAUUGGUGCCAAAAUAUCGACCUUACCAAAUUCAAAGUUCUUGAGAUUCAACCAGCCUAUACUGUUCAAAACUGGCUAAAGAAGAACCAAGAUUUUGGGUUCAAAAGAUUGGUCCUUACGGGAAAACAUCCACUUCUCGGAGUCUGCUGCGACGGGAAGAUCAGGUACUGGAACGGAGUAAUUUGGACCAGAAUCAAAGACCAAGUGGCUCUAUUCUGCGACAUUAUAGUCCAGAGAGGGCUAGCCUACGCCUUGGAUUCCAAUGGGAUUGUUUGGUGGAUUAGUUCAUCUCUCGACAUCUACAGGUAUGGACCUUCACUCGAUGAAAACAUCACUGAUGACUCUUGUAGAGACUUAACCUUAGUGGAGUGUUGUGAAGAGUUUUACAUUGUGGAUCGUCUCCUUGAAGAUAAUCUUCAGAAAAUAAAAGUUAGGUCAGUGAAUCGUCAAAGUUAUCCUCCAAGUUACAAAGUGAUACACGAUGAUGUUGGGAUCACGAGAUGCGAGUUAUCAGAAAGAAACUAUUAUACCAAAAUGGUUGGUUUCAAGGUUUACAAGGUGGAUGAAGAAUUGGAGAAAUGGGUACAAGUUAAGUCUUUGGGAGACAAUGCGCUUGUGAUGGCUACUGAUACUUGUUUCUCGGUUUUGACUCAUGAAUUCAACGGAUGUCUGCCCAACUCUAUUUACUUCUCUGAUGAGGACGAAUAUGAGAUUAAUGUGUUCAAGCUAGACGAUGGUAGUAUUAUGACAAUGUCGGGAUAUUCACAGGAUUGUUUCCAAAUGUUUGUUCCUAGCUUUCAUUGA